AUGGCCAACAAGAACGCAAAGUCUCUCUACGAGGCUAUUCCUGAAUGUAUUAGCGGCUGCUUCGACAUCAGUGUCGCUAAUACUGGCUGUGCCAAGGACGACUACGACUGCUGGUGCUAUAAGCCGAAUCAUCAAACCAUCGUUGAUACAUUGGAGCAAUGUCUCUCGAAUAAGGAAAGGAAGACAAAAGAGAAGUGUACUGAAGAUGACGAAUUCGAAUAUGAGAACAGUUACUGGAAGAUUUGCGAACAAUAUUGGGAACCCUAUGGAACAGCCACCGAACCAAAAUCAUUCCCAACUGCUGUAUCAUCUACGGCUUCAGUAAUAUCGACAACAUUGAAGGUGUCGACAACAGUCGCCACUACUGCAUCGUCAUCUGAAGAGACAGCCGCAGCGGAAGAUUCUACCUGGAAGAGCCUUGCACCAACUGAGACUGGCGCUUCCGAGCAAGCGCGGGCAUCUGACAAUGUAGAUACAGUGUCAACUACUCAUAGCGGCUUGACACCGGAGGGUAAAGCCGGAGUGGGCGUUGGUGUUACAAUCGGUGUUAUAUUAAUCGGUAUUGCCGUCUUCCUCUGGCUGCGUGAGAGGAAACGAAGACGCGCAGUCGAGGACCAGCUCAGAAUUGUCGAGAUAGAGAAGGCCAACGCUUCUCAAGAAGGGUAUCAUGUCAACAAGGGCUUGUACGAGAUGGAGGGUGAUCGACCUCACGCGGAGGAACUUCGUGGAUGUAUGAGAACGCCAGAGCUUGGUGCAGCAGAGACGACAAAGUCAAGCAGCGUGGCACACGCAGGACCGGUGAGUCCAUCUGAUGACGAUAGGGACUCGUCGUUUUCGACAAGGAGUCACUCGUGGCCUAUUUCACCUGAGAAUCCAAGUCGUCAGGAGUCAAGAGGUCUGGUCAACAUCACCCUCCGUACCAACAUCGGCAUCCCACACAUCUAUUUCAGCAAAAGUUCAUCGAUCCGAUCAAACUUCAAGAUGCAUGAGAACCGAGACACCAUCGUCAAGCUCCUCGAGCGUCUCAUGCAGGAGAAGAACCCUGGCGCCCAGACCCUGAGGGACUACAUCAACGAGACCUCCAACCUCAAGGACGUCAUGAUGGCGGUUGUUAAGGACAUCGUCGCUGCGAAGAAUGUUCUCGGUGUCACCGGCGGGCGUGCUGCCGAGCUCAACGCUUGCCGCGACGAGCUCUGCAAGGCCUUCGACAAGCACUGCCGCACCACCGAGGAUGGCUACGACCGCCUCUUCCACCCUCGAUUCACCUGCCGCAUUCAGACCUUCAAGGUUCUUGCUGCCGAGGGUCAGGUCGAGGUCGUUCUCCGAAUCCCGGCCCGCGAGUACAACGACUCCCCCCACGUCCUUGAACCUGGCAGAUGCGAGGUCUCUCUCAUCGUGAAGGAGAACUAG
Messenger RNA from Fusarium subglutinans, 1410 nucleotides. RefSeq lists its product as uncharacterized. The coding region runs from base 1 to 1410 and encodes 469 amino acids. The transcript is spliced from 5 exons. Lineage: Eukaryota; Fungi; Ascomycota; Sordariomycetes; Hypocreales; Nectriaceae. The record is from RefSeq and is a predicted model, not a curated record.